Melanotaenia boesemani (Boeseman's rainbowfish) is the source of this 1421-nucleotide messenger RNA. It is a transcript of the gene sfrp2l, whose product is annotated as secreted frizzled-related protein 2 like. NCBI's taxonomy places the organism in Eukaryota, Metazoa, Chordata, Actinopteri, Atheriniformes, Melanotaeniidae. The record is from RefSeq and is a predicted model, not a curated record. Gene Ontology annotation, molecular function: Wnt-protein binding. The transcript has 3 exons. Gene Ontology annotation, biological process: canonical Wnt signaling pathway; negative regulation of canonical Wnt signaling pathway; non-canonical Wnt signaling pathway. The coding region runs from base 3 to 1136 and encodes 377 amino acids.
UGAUGGGUGGGAGGCGCCUGCCCACUCUUUACCCUGUUUCCUCCACACCCCUUUGUUUACACCUUCAUGCCGGUCAAGCCCAGACAGUGAAGACUUCAGGGAUAAAAACAAUGUCUGUUUUUCUGUUCAGCUUUGCUAUUCUGCUUAGAGUAUCUCAUGCCUCCGAGUCAGUGCCUCCUGCCCAGUUUGGAGCGCCUAGUCUUGGGUUCAGCUCAUCAGUCCGCCCGGUUUGUAAACCCAUCCCGAGCACACUGUCCCUGUGCCACGGGAUCGGCUACAGGCGCAUGUGGAUCCCCAACUUACUCGGCCAUGAUUCGCUAAAAGAGGCCCAGCAGCAGUCGGCGGCCUGGCUGCCCCUCAUCUCUAAGCUGUGCCACCGGGACACCAAGAAGUUCCUGUGCUCACUGUUCGCCCCGGUGUGCCUCCCGGAGCUUAGCGGGCCGGUCAGUCCCUGCAGGAGCCUGUGUGACGCCGUGCGGGAUGGCUGUGUUCCUGUGAUGAGCGCGUUCGGGUUCCCCUGGCCGGAGAUGUUUAACUGCACCCGGUUCCCACGCGGAACCGAGCUUUGUAUCCCAGCAACGGGAGAGCAGGAGGGGCGGACGGACCAGGAGGUUAGGCAUGAGGAGGCACUGAAAGGGAGUGUUAUCUGUGAUGCCUGUAGUCUGGCUGCUGAAGGAGAGACAGACAUCCAAGAAAAUUUCUGCCACAGUCCAUAUGCCUUAAAGAUGCGUCUGGGCAGUGUGUCAACAGUGGGAGGUGACCGUCAGAUGGUGCCUCUGGCCCGCAGCCGCAUCCUGAGGUGGGCAGGGGGAGGUCCAGAGAGGGCAGAAGAGAUUGCAGGCGCGAUGGCCCACGGGGCUUUGUGGCUGCAAGAAGGUGGCAGCUGUACUUGUCCGGGCUUAGACUCUGUAGAUACAAAUGAAGACACAGAGCGAGGGGAGGAGCAGGUACAAAAGAAACAGGGAAAAAAAGAAGUAAAGGUGGGGAAUGCAGCCCUGAGUGGAUGGUACUUGGCACUGGCUCAGGCUGAGGAAGGUAGACUGGUACUGACUCGACUGGUGAGGUGGACCAGAGGAGACAAAGAGCUGAAGAAAUUCAUCAAGGCUCUUCUUAAACAACCCUGUCCACAGCUUUGAACAGCAAGUUAUCAAAAGCUGUAUUCGUUGUCUGUAAAUGCUGCUUUAUGAACUCGCAACUGCACUGCUUUACUAUUAUUUGACCAUUGUAAGUCACAACAGUCUCACAACAGCUCAAAUCUCACUUUUUUCUUUUUUUGUUUUUUGAUUGAUAAGUUAAACAUUCAUCUUAAAAUGACAACUAUAAAACAACCAAAUGUUAAGAUCGAAUAAUACCAACAGAGGAGAUGUAGUGAAAAACGAAAGGAUUGAAAAUGGGAUCAAUAAUAAAAUGUUUUAAUUUGA